GUAACGUUAGGCGAGAGCUGUGACGCACAAAACUAUCACCGAGAUUAACUAGUCACAUUUAAUGCUGAUGCAUCAUGAAUAACGUUGGAUUACAUUUUCUUAUAUUAAUGCAUACAUAUAAUAAUAGGUAAACAUUUAUCUAAAGUUAUAAGUAACAGGUUUAUCGGCUGAGGGGAAAGCUGCAGGAGGAACUGAGAGAAGGCGCUGACAGUUCCUCCCGGACACAGAUUCUAUGACACCAAAACAAAACCGACCGGAGAGUUUGUAAUGAAAGAAGCAAAAAAUCAAACCGGAGUGAAACGGUCCGCUGACGGGCCAACUGGCUAACAGGCUAACAGGCUAACAGGCUAACAGGCUAACAGAGAAAUUAGAUGAAAGGCUAACAGGCUAACAGUUACUAGCGUACCUGGCUUCUCAACAGCAGAAGCAUCAGCACAGUCCGGAUCCAGCGGGGGACUAUAGCAGCUCCGACCCGGUCGAGCCCGCUCCCGACAGCAUGCAGGCGGAGUUUCGGGCUCCUCGGCGGCGCACCCGGGUGCAGGAGGAGUACGAAGCUCCGCUGCCGGUGAGCCGCAGCCCGGAGGAGAGGACCGACCUCCGUGCGGAGCUCAUCAACCAGCACGUGCUGGUCUGUCAUCCGGACCACAUCCAGAAAAUCCACAACCAGGGUUAUUUUGGGAAAGGAGUCCUAUCCCGAGCCAGACCGGACCACAGCAUCUCUGACCAAUGGGAGCAACACGAAGGUUUGUUUCUACCUGUCAUUCCACAGUCCAGGUAUGAGGAGCUUCUCAGGUGGGCGGGGGCAGCUCUCUCCGCUCAGGGAUUGGAUGAUGAGGUUGUCGGUCAAACCCUGCUCAAACUCUCUCAGCCUGUAGAGAUGGAGGAUGUGAGGAGGGAGGUCGGGGGGGGGGUGAACGGACAGAGGGGUGAAGAGGAGGAGGGGCCAGAACCACAAGGCGGAAUCUGUCCCCACACGAAGAGGCCGGGUCCAGGGUCAGAGGUCGAGCCAGAGGCCAAGAGAAGCUGCAGGUUGGACCCACAAGACCUGAACCUUGACCACAGCUCAGACCAGGACUCCGACAACCCUGAUCCUGACCCCAGCUCUGACUCUGAUCCUGAUCCUGAGCCUUUGGUUCCAGGUCCUGGUUUUGUCCUGGUGGUCUGUGACAGGGAGGUGAGUUCUCGUUCGAAUCCAGAUCUGUUCUCACCACCAGACUUAAAGGUUGGUGGGGGGGUCAGGGAGGUCAGACGGACUCCGUUCUCUCUGUCCGAGUACCUGCAGCUCAGUCUGGAGGAGGCCUUCUUCCUGGUCUACAGUCUUGGCUGCCUGUCUGUCUACCUCCACCAGAAGCCCUUGUCAAUCAUCCAACUGUGGAGGAAGUUCCGUUCGCUGCGUCCCGACUUCGUCAGCUCGUACGCAGCCUAUCAUCACUGUCGCAGCAGGGGGUGGGUCCCUAAGGGAGGGGGCGGGGCCAAGUACGGCGUCGACCUCAUGUUGUACAGGAAAGGCCCACCUUUCUACCAUGCCAGUUACUCCCUGGUGAUUCAGCGGGUUGACGAUGCAUUCAGGGGCUCGGCGUUGCGUUCGUUUUCGUGGCGUUCUCUGGCGGCUCUCAGCAGGAUCACCGCCAAUGUUGCCAAAGAGUUGAUGUUGUGUUACAUCAUCUAUCCAGCCGACCUCUCAGAAGCUGAGCUGGACUCACCUGAGUGUCUGAGCAGACUGAAGGUUCAGGAAGUGAUCGUCAGCCGGUGGGUUUCCUCCAGAGAGCGAGCAGAGCAGGACGACAUCUGAUUGGUUGACAGGAGAAAGUGGUGAUGUCAUAAAGAGACAGAGUGAACCAGUCAGAAACAAGAAGACAAGCAUGGACGUCAUAAGGAGACCAACUGAAAUCACAUUUUGUGUGUUUCAGCCUGAAAUAAUGUCAGUUUUUUUUUUUUUUUUA
This is a messenger RNA of Xiphias gladius (swordfish), 1943 nucleotides long. RefSeq names its product TSEN2 tRNA splicing endonuclease subunit (gene tsen2). The coding region runs from base 497 to 1792 and encodes 431 amino acids. NCBI's taxonomy places the organism in Eukaryota, Metazoa, Chordata, Actinopteri, Istiophoriformes, Xiphiidae. Gene Ontology annotation, molecular function: tRNA-intron lyase activity; nucleic acid binding. Gene Ontology annotation, cellular component: tRNA-intron endonuclease complex. Gene Ontology annotation, biological process: tRNA-type intron splice site recognition and cleavage; tRNA splicing, via endonucleolytic cleavage and ligation. The record is from RefSeq and is a predicted model, not a curated record. The transcript is spliced from 12 exons.